AUGGCCCUGGUGCUGAUCCUCCAGCUGCUGACCCUCUGUGAGCUGCCCUUUCCUCCUCCCUGGGUUCCUGUCUGGGGUGGGGGGCAGAGAGAGAGGCGGGGAACUGAGGCUGAGAAAGGGGCAAUAACCGUCCAGGGUGAUUUUCCUCUUUCCCCAACUUCCCUUUCAUCUUCUGGGGCUCCCAGGAGGUCCAAGGACUCAGGCAGCCCCGUUUAUUCAGUCCCCCCAGUUUCAUACCCCAAGCCAUGGCUGGGAGCUCGGCCAGCUACGGUUGUGACCCCCAGGGUCAACGUGACCUUGAGGUGCCGGGCACCCCAACCCGCCUGGAGAUUUGCACUUUUCAAGUCUGGAGAGACCGAUCCCCUUCUCCUCCGGGAGGUGUCCUCGGAGCUGGCGGAGUUCUUCCUGGAGGAGGUGACUCCGGCCCAAGGGGGAAGUUACCACUGCUGCUACGGGAAGCCAGACUGGGCGCCGAGUGUCUGGUCCCAGCCCAGCGAUGCCCUGGAGCUGCUGGUGACAGGUGAGGUCCUGGGGUCUCGGCGGAGAAGGGGGUGGAACAAGGGAGGCAGGGAAGGACAGAGAGAUACAGGGAAAGAGAUACAGAAUGAACCAGACUCCCACCGUCUCCUCCCUCAGACCCACGAGUUGAAGCCUCCAUCAACUCUCCCUCAACUUUCAGACUGGGGAGUGAGGACCCUAAGUCCACCCCAGAGACAGGAAACCUGGAGUUCAGGGCCCAGACUUCUGGGUCCAAGCGCUGACAGCCCCUCUCCCCCGGCUCGGCCCGCAGACUCCAGCUCCUCCGACUACACGAGGGAGAACCUGGUCCGCCUGGGGCUGGCCGGUCUGGUCCUCAUCUCCCUGGGCGUGCUGGUCGCUUUUGACUGUCGCAGCCAGAACCACGCUCCUGCUGGCGUCCGCCCCUGAACCCCAGGAGCACUGCAACCCCAGAAGACUUCCAACCUGAGUGGCAGAGAAGCUGGGACCCUGGGCUGCACUGUCCAUUCCUGUGGGAGAUGGGUCAGCGUCGGGGGAGAAACUAGGGAAAGGGGGAAGGCUCUGCACAGCUUACAAUAGUUGAAGGCAGCUGUUCUCACCCUGAGGGAGAGGGCCCGGAGUCUGUGCCAGUGAGCGAAGGGGAAGUUAUCUCCAUCAGCCUCGUCCGUUUCAACGUGUCCAGAAACUGCCCUUUCCCAUCCGCCCUCCCAUCCCCGCCUGUGAAGUCCCUGAAAGGGAAACAAUAAAUGUUAAUUAUUCGCAGACUGUGUUUGCUCCAGGCUUUCGGCAUUGCGCCGGCACUCAAUAAAAGCAAGCGGCUC
This is a messenger RNA of Cebus imitator (Panamanian white-faced capuchin), 1319 nucleotides long. It is a transcript of the gene OSCAR, whose product is annotated as osteoclast associated Ig-like receptor. Gene Ontology annotation, molecular function: collagen receptor activity. Lineage: Eukaryota; Metazoa; Chordata; Mammalia; Primates; Cebidae. The transcript is spliced from 3 exons. Bases 1 to 927 code for a protein of 308 amino acids. Gene Ontology annotation, cellular component: plasma membrane. The record is from RefSeq and is a predicted model, not a curated record.